This is a messenger RNA of Emiliania huxleyi CCMP1516, 699 nucleotides long. RefSeq lists its product as hypothetical. The record is from RefSeq and is a predicted model, not a curated record. NCBI's taxonomy places the organism in Eukaryota, Haptophyta, Isochrysidales, Noelaerhabdaceae. Bases 1 to 699 code for a protein of 232 amino acids. The transcript has a single exon.
AUGUCGGUGCGCAGCGUUACGUCGUUGGCCGAGAUCAGCAAGGAGGGCCUCGAGCUGACCGCUGUCGUCGGGCCGCUCUUGGCUGAGGGCGCGGAGCCGCCUCCGGCGCGCCCAAAACGGCGUCCAAAAAAGGAGUGGUCGUCGGCGCUGACCGCCAUGACGGGGUUCGCCGCGCUCUUCGUGGGCUGCUCGCCGAUGCUGCUGCUCUGCGUCUCGCUUUCGAUGUACAGCGGCCUCCCGCCGGCAGCAGACGACGCGGGUGCCGCCGCGGCCGGAGGCAAGGGCGGGAGGGGAGGGAAGAAGGCGGCUACGCACGGGAGCGCGCACAGCCACCUCCACCGCCCGCGCGCGGGCAACGACUCGCGAGGGCUCAACGAGCCCAACCAGACGUUCAAGGUUCGGCCUGACGCCGAGCGGCACCGCGGGGAUUUGCGAGAGCCUGAGCCGUCGGACAGCACAGAGGCGCCGUCGGAGGCGUCCGCAACCCCGGCCGACAUGCACCCUCGUCUCGGCAUCACCGCGGAGAUGCAGGCGCGUCUGGCUGCUCCGUUUGGCGACGGUGGGGGCGAGGGCGAGCGGAGAGAGGAUGGCGGCGCCGCACCCGGCCGCGCCUCUGUGGCGCCCAUGGGACGGUUCCGAGAAGGUUCCCUCGAGGCGGCCGCGGGGGAGGAGAGGCGGAGAGCAGGAGGGCCGUCGUAG